GGGAGGCAAAGGGCCCCACCGUGGGAGCUACUGGCAGAGGCAGGGCGCCAGCAGUGACCUGGCCGCCCAUGGGGGCUCUGACUUUGGAGAAGCCCAGAGAAGCGGACAGAUGCCCAGAGCAGACAGAACAGGAGCAAAGGGACAUGGAGGGAACAUUCUAGAAAGAGAACAGUGCUUGCUGUGUCUGGGUGGGGAGACAGGCAGAUUGAGGGAGGAACAGGGCAGGGCUGAGAUGGCAGGGCGUGGCGAGCCCCCCAACCCAGGCCUGCGAGAAUGCCAGCAGGGUUGCAAGGAGCAGCUGGGCAGCAUCAUCAGCCUCUUCUUCCGCUUCAUCUCUGGGAACCUGGCUCGAGACAGCAGCGACAGUGAGCUGGAGCUGUCCACCGUGCGCCAUCAGCCAGAAGGGCUGGACCAGCUGCAGGCACAGACCAAGUUCACGAAGAAGGAGCUGCAGUCUCUCUACAGGGGCUUCAAGAACGAGUGUCCCACAGGCCUGGUGGACGAAGACACCUUCAAGCUCAUCUACUCACAGUUCUUCCCUCAGGGAGAUGCCACCACCUAUGCGCACUUCCUCUUCAAUGCCUUUGACGCUGAUGGCAACGGCGCCAUCCGCUUCGAGGAUUUUGUGGUUGGGCUCUCCAUCCUGCUGAGAGGGACAGUCCACGAGAAGCUCAAGUGGGCCUUCAACCUCUACGACAUCAACAAGGACGGCUACAUCACCAAGGAGGAGAUGCUGGCCAUCAUGAAGUCCAUCUACGACAUGAUGGGCCGCCAUACCUACCCCAUCCUGCGGGAGGACGCCCCUCGGGAACACGUGGAGCGGUUCUUCCAGAAAAUGGACCGGAAUCAGGAUGGGGUGGUGACCAUGGAUGAGUUCCUGGAGACCUGUCAGAAGGAUGAGAACAUCAUGAACUCCAUGCAGCUGUUUGAGAAUGUCAUCUAGGCCAGCAGGAGGAGAGCCUGGUGGCACGGCCCCCACACACCCCAGGAAAACUUCAGUCCUGCCUGGAGCAACCGCCAAAAGAAACUUUUUCUAAUACGUUUGCAAAAUGUGAGCAGUUUGCUCCCAACACACACACUCACACACACACAUAUGUUGUUGUGGGCCAGCAAACAGGCCUGAGGUUGAUGGGAGAGGGAACCAAGUCCAGGUGACAAGGCCACACAGCUGUUCCCAGGCUGGCAGGACCAGGGUGCGGUGGGCUGCACAGAGCCUGCAGGCCACUAGCCACUGGAUGCUACCAGGAAGUGGCUCAAGAACCCUCCGCUCCUCCUUGGGGAAGGGCCCCUCCUGCAAGACACACCUUCCCCCCUGCUCCUCCUUUCCCUCUCCACCCAGGGGCCAAACCCCCGGCUGCUCUGGCCUUGUCCCCAGCCUGCACUCCCAGGGGAACGCUGAGUGUAGCAGCAUCGGGGGUGGGAGGAGGGCGACAGCUUGGGCUGGAAGGGAGGACUGACCAGGAAGGAAGUGGAGAUGGAACAGAGCCCUUCACUUCCCCAGGACCCCGACCCUGACCCCCAUGGUCCCUACCGCUCCACCUGUGAGCUUGGGAACUGAGGAGUUCCUGGGCAGUGUUUUCACUCCGUCCCAGACUCUUCUGCAGUGAAGGUGUCGUUGUUGGAUUGGAGGGGCACUCUUAGCCAACUCCAGGGAGCAGGAGUUUCCUCCUGUCCCAAUCCUGGCUGGCUGGGUGGGCCUACAAUGACUGGGGCUGCCCUCACCCUGCCCAGUACCACACUAUUGGCCCUAAGAAGGCAACGUGGCUCAGGGACUGGCAGCCUGGGGCAGGGUCUUUGCUCCCUUUUCUUCCUCUUGCCCUGUGACUCUGCCCAGCAGCACAACCCCAGAUGAAAAGCACAAACACCACAUCAGCUUAGGCCGCAGCCCACAAGGAGAGCCAGGGACACUGCUUGGCAGAGGCCAGACCCUCCUGUUGGGCCCAGGCCUGGAAUCCAGGG
This is a messenger RNA of Ochotona princeps (American pika), 1959 nucleotides long. It is a transcript of the gene KCNIP3, whose product is annotated as potassium voltage-gated channel interacting protein 3. Gene Ontology annotation, biological process: negative regulation of transcription by RNA polymerase II; regulation of potassium ion transmembrane transport. Gene Ontology annotation, molecular function: RNA polymerase II cis-regulatory region sequence-specific DNA binding; potassium channel regulator activity; DNA-binding transcription repressor activity, RNA polymerase II-specific. Gene Ontology annotation, cellular component: voltage-gated potassium channel complex; nucleus. Lineage: Eukaryota; Metazoa; Chordata; Mammalia; Lagomorpha; Ochotonidae. Bases 110 to 943 code for a protein of 277 amino acids. The record is from RefSeq and is a predicted model, not a curated record. The transcript has 8 exons.